Molecule: messenger RNA, 1980 nt
Organism: Chilo suppressalis (striped riceborer)
Lineage: Eukaryota; Metazoa; Arthropoda; Insecta; Lepidoptera; Crambidae
Source: the annotation of a GenBank genome assembly
CUGAGUUGUUGGAAUUAUAAUCUAGCAAUGUCGAUAAGGUGCUGCUUUCUGGUAGCGACUUAAACAGUGACAUUAAAGAUGUUGUGGGCUACGGUGUUACUAAUCGCCCUGGCUGUCUGUCAGGUGCCAGCCAAAAGUACCCCCGUCGUCAGUGUAGACUUCAUAGAGAAUGUGUCUAGAGGAGAAUCUCGAAUCGUAUCCGGAUGGGAUGCAAGGCCGGGCCAACACCCUCACCACGUGAAUCUGCGCAUGCAGAGCGCGGCAGGAGCGCUCGCCUCGUGCGGCGGGUCCAUCAUACACAAGCACUGGGUGUUGACCGCCGCGCACUGCACCGCUCUUCGCGUGUCCGUAGUGAUUCGCGCUGGCAUGGUGUAUCUCCACCAAGCGAUGGUGAUAGAGGAGACGCGCGAGUGGCACAACUACCCCACCUACGUGGACGAAAUGGUGCUCAUAGUGCAGCCCAAUGACAUCUCUAUACUCAGGAUACGACAACCGAUCGCAUUCAGUGAUUUCGUGAAACCCAUUCGGAUACAGCCGCGCGCUGACUCGUACCGCAACUACGACGGCAAGCUAAUGUAUGCCAGCGGCCACGGACGUACCUGGACUGGAGGUAGCACGCCCAACGCUCUCCAGUGGGUGUAUUUGCGAGCGAUCUCCAACCAGAACUGCCAGCGCUGGUUCGGCACUUCCCUCAUCACGAAGAACAGCAUCUGCACGCAAUACUUCAACGUCACCUCGCAGUCCACCUGCCAUGGGGACAGUGGAGGCCCACUAGUGUACGAGGAGAACGGAGUGCCCACCCUGGUGGGGGUCACCUCGUUCGUGGCCGGCGAGCAGAGCGGCGGCUGCCAUUCGGGACUGCCGGCUGGUUUCAUUCGCCCCGGGCCCUUCCACUCGUGGUUCACUUCCGUCACUGGAUUGGACUUCGACAACUUGGAAGAAUGGGCCACAACUACCGAAACUCCGUCUACAACCACGGAACCUCCGACUACCACUCCUGAGUUGUCAACAACUACGCAACUACCUUCUACGGAACCUCCGACUACCACUCCUGAGUUGUCAACAACUACGCAACUACCUUCUACGGAACCUCCGACUACCACUCCUGAGUUGUCAACAACUACGCAACUACCUUCUACGGAACCGCCAAGUACCACUUGGUUACCAACAUCUACGGAACCGCCAAGUACUACCUGGUUGCCAACUUCCACGGAAUCGUCAACUACGACUCCUGAGUUGCCAACUGCAGAAGUGGAAACUACUACAUGGUUGCCAACAACUACGACAAGCCCGCCGACAGACAAGCCUGACGAAUCGGAAGAAAAGCCUGAGGAAUCUGAAGAAUCGGGCGAAAAAGAAUCGGAAGAGGAAGAACCGGAAAGCGACUCGGACGAGGACUCCGAUGAAGAUUGUGAUCCUGAACUCUCGCAAUUGUUGAAGAAGUUGCAAGUCGAAGUCAAAGUUAAGAUCAAGAUGGACAAGACGAAACACAAGUUCCAUCACAAACACACCAUCAAGCAUCAUCGCAAAUCUCAUCAUCAUUAAUGAUGUGAUAUACAUCCGUUUUGCUUCGAGUUGGCUAUAGAUAACCGUUACAAAAUGUCGUCACAGGCCAAACAGAGGCACAUCUACUGGUACCGUCAGUACUUGUCAGUACAAAGAUUUCCGACUUACAGUGUAAGUUCAUAUUGUUGAAGAGUCUGUGCGGGAAGAGAAUGGGCGUGGUGAAAAACGGAACUAACAUUAAGAUUUUUAUUUGGCAAUCAAACCCAGCAAUCUGUAAAACGUCAAAGUUUUGUAUUUAUACGGAUUUGUUUGUUGUUAUAAUUUCUUGCGGUUUUUUGUAUUUAAUCAUGUCAAGGGGUAAAACCUUAGAAAUACGGUAGAAAAGCACUACAGCGCCCUCCAAUCUAAAUCCCAUUCUCUUUCCGCACAGACUCUAUCUAUUUUAUUAUUAAAUAUACUAUCACAGACUCGUUA